Molecule: messenger RNA, 2117 nt
Organism: Mercurialis annua (annual mercury)
Lineage: Eukaryota; Viridiplantae; Streptophyta; Magnoliopsida; Malpighiales; Euphorbiaceae
Product: phosphoinositide phosphatase SAC8
Exons: 20
Coding region: 152-1987 (611 amino acids)
Biological process (GO): phosphatidylinositol dephosphorylation
Cellular component (GO): endoplasmic reticulum
Molecular function (GO): phosphatidylinositol-4-phosphate phosphatase activity
Source: RefSeq, a predicted model, not a curated record
UUGGAUAGCUGUCAAGAUCAUAACUUAAAAAUUAGUUAUGGGUCUGUUGUUGACGUUUUUCAUUCUUAUUAUUUUCCAAUAGCUUCAAUUCAAUCGAAUCAAAAAUCCCAAAUUCAUCAUAUUCUUGAUUCAUUCACUACCUUCUCUACUUAUGGAAACCAGCUCUCCGUCUCCGUCACCACCGUCAUCACCAGCUUCUUCCGGCGGUCGUAGAUUCAAGCUUUACGACAGAUUAGAAUUGCUCGAAUUCCACGACAAGUACGUCAUCAAAUCCGUUGAGUCUCCGAUUAAAGGCUUCUCAAUUGGCCGUAGCGACGGCGACAUCCAGCCACUUGACAACGAUGAGACAAGUUCUGCAAGUCCAUCCAAAACUUCAAUAAUUUAUGGAGUUGCUGGUACAAUUAGACUCGUAGCAGGCACUUAUAUAUUUGUAAUAACUUCGCGGAAGGAAGUUGGAAAUUUUCUUGGUUUUCCAGUUUUUAGAAUACUGUCUAUGAAGUUCUUGUCUUGCAACGAGUCAUUGAAAUUUUCAACUCCUCAAGAAGCAAGUUUUUUAAAAAGAGAUGAAGCUUACUUUAUGAAUCUGUUGAAAACUGUUGAAUCAACUCCUGGCUUGUACUAUUCAUAUGAUACAGAUAUAACAUUGAAUCUACAGAGAAGAUGUAAACUAGCUGACGGGUGGCAAGUUAAACCAAUAUGGAAGCAGGCCGACCCUCGAUUUGUUUGGAACAAAAAUCUUUUGGAGGAACUUAUUGAAUGCAAGCUUGAUGAGUUCAUCAUUCCCCUUAUCCAAGGAAGCUUUGGAGUUGCACAUCUAAAACUGAAAGACAAAGAUGCAACUAUCACGUUAGUUUCAAGAAGGUGUACUCGGCGUCUAGGAACUAGAAUGUGGAGAAGAGGGGCUAAUCUUGAAGGAGAUACUGCUAAUUUUAUUGAAACGGAGCAGUUGCUAGAGCUCGAAGGUUUCAGGUCUUCAUUAUUGCAAAUUCGAGGUUCAAUUCCUCUUCUUUGGGAACAGAUUGUUGAUUUGAGCUAUAAACCACGCCUUAACAUUAUCAAUCAUGAGCAAACAUCAAAAGUUGUGGAGCGUCAUUUCCAUGAUCUUCUCCAACGAUACGGGGACACUACAGCUCUCGACUUAACUGAUAAACAUGGUGAUGAAGGAAAAAUAAGCUCAGCAUAUGCUGCAGAAGUGCUAAAGCUUCCAAAUGUGAGAUUCGUGUCCUUUGAUUUUCAUCGUGUUUGUGGCAGUUCAAACUUUGACAACCUACGCAUUCUAUAUGAUCAGAUCGAAGAGGAAUUCAGAAACCAAGGAUACUUCAUUAUAGACCCGGAAGGAAACAUACUAGGGGAGCAGAAAGGCAUCAUUAGAUCAAACUGCAUUGACUGCCUUGAUCGAACAAAUGUUACCCAGAGUUUUCUGGCUCAGAAGUCGCUAAAUUUACAAUUGCAAAGGAUAGGAUUACUUGAAUCUGACGAGUGCAUUUCUAUGUUUCGUGAAGAGUACGAAAAGUUCAGAACAUUGUGGGCGGAGCAAGGAGAUGAGAUAAGCCUUGAAUAUGCUGGAACUUAUGCACUGAAAGGGGACCUAGUUAGAUAUGGAAGACAGACUUUAGGCGGAGCAUUGAAAGAUGGCAUGAGUGCCAUUUCGAGAUACUAUUUGAAUAAUUUUCAGGAUGGAGUUCGACAGGAUGCAUUGGAUCUCAUAAGUGGGCACUACAUGAUCAACAGAAAUGGUCCUUCACCAUUUCAGCUUAACGGAUUUGAAUCAUUCUCUAAUAAAACACCGCAGUAUCUUCCCAUGGCGUCGGCUUUGCUAGUUGGAGGCUUGACAUUGACUACCUUCACCGUUCAACAAGCUGGGCGAAAUGCACAGCAAUAUUUAUCAACCGUGCUGUGGGCUGGAGUAACGGCAGGAGUAAUGGCGGUUGUUAAAGCUAAUGGAAGGCAGUUCUGUUCUAGGCCUCGCUUGUGUGGCCUUCUAUAAGUUAUUGUAUAACACUUCUAUUCUUUUUUUCUUCCAUUUGAGAAACUUGUACAAAAUGUAUCAUCUUGUGAUUUAUAAAGAAUAAAUAAUGCUCAGUAUUCUUCAAUAAGAUUACUCUAAUGUUACUAAA